AUGGAUUGGUUUCACUGCAACCGAUGUUUCCAAAAAGAUGGGGCCCAUUUCUUUGUCACCAACUGUGGCCAUAUUUUCUGUAAAAGAUGUGUGAUUCUGGAAAAAUGUGCUGUUUGUGGAACUGCCUGCAAGUAUCUGGCUCUUUCUGAUAAUCUGAAACCUCAGGAGAAGAUGUACUUCAAAAACCCUGUGGAGACAGCUUUGCAAUAUUUUAGUCACAUCUCUCAGGUGUGGAGUUUCCAGAAGAAACAAACAGAUCUCCUCAUCGCCUUUUAUAAGCACAGAAUUACAAAGUUAGAAGCAGCCAUGCAGGAGUCACAGCAAACACUGACCAACCAGGACAAAGAGCUGUCAGUCUUAAGGAAAGAGAAUGGAGAACUGAAGAAAUUUCAAGCCAUCGUGAAGGAAUCUCCAAGUUGGUACCAAGGAAGCAGAUUAAACACACCUCGACCAGUGGGCAUCACUUCUCCAUCUCAGUCAGUUACUCCACGACCCAUUUCUCAGCAUAGUAGCCAAGUGGUCAGUCGGUCCUCCUCAGUGGAGUCUACCCCUUAUAGAAUGGCUGGCUUUAGUGACUUGGGACAAGGAGCCAGAGGUCUUCAGGGAAGGAGCACUCCAAGGGAUUCUUUUACUGAAACCCCUUCACCGGCUUCUACUCACAGCCUAUCUUAUAGAGCUUCAUCUGCCUCCUCUGGACAGGGAGUCUUUUCUUUCAGACCGUCUCUAAAUAGUGGGGAUUCAGGUCACACAAGAGUCUUCACCCCUAAUAAUUCAGACCCUGGAAAAGCAUUGUCUCAAGUUGUCCUCCUUAAUUUUCUUAACACCAUUUCCUUCACUUUGGAUUGUGAAGGUCAGAGGCAGAACAGAACUGCACUGGGGAGCCUUCCUGGUUUCCAGCUACCAGUCCUACAGAAUCUCUACCAACAGAGGCAGAUGGGAUUAGCCAGAGGGAGAGAAGCAUGGAACACUCCAGGAUAG
Molecule: messenger RNA, 978 nt
Organism: Budorcas taxicolor (takin)
Lineage: Eukaryota; Metazoa; Chordata; Mammalia; Artiodactyla; Bovidae
Gene: RNF212B
Product: ring finger protein 212B
Biological process (GO): protein sumoylation; reciprocal meiotic recombination; homologous chromosome pairing at meiosis
Cellular component (GO): synaptonemal complex
Molecular function (GO): SUMO transferase activity
Source: RefSeq, a predicted model, not a curated record